Molecule: messenger RNA, 864 nt
Organism: Nicotiana tabacum (common tobacco)
Lineage: Eukaryota; Viridiplantae; Streptophyta; Magnoliopsida; Solanales; Solanaceae
Source: RefSeq, a predicted model, not a curated record
AUGAGAAAUAUCAAAGAAGCGCGAUUUUCGAGGCCAAUCAGAUCCUAUCCCAACCAGAGGGAUCCUAACUUAUGGCGUGAGUAUCAUGGGACUCUUGGCCACAGAACUAGGGACUGCCGGCAUCUGUGUAAGGGGGUGGAAACACUUUUGAAGAAUGACCAUCUCAGGGAGUUCUUGAGCGACCGAUCCAAGAAUAAUUACGGUCGCGACUGGGACAAUGCAGAACCCUCGAAGAUAGGGGAAGAACCUCCUCGACUGACUAUCAACAUGAUUUUUGGAGGGAAUGAAAUCAACGAUGUAACCUUCUCGGUGGCCAAGAAGACACAAGUAUCGGUGACCCACAACAAGAGACUCCAAGAAGUCACCAAAGACAACAUCACCUUCACAGAGAAGGAAACCGAUGGACUUCUUUUGCCGCAUAACGAUGCCAUGGUAAUUUCUCUUAAUGUUCUAGAUUUCAAGAUUAAACAUGUUUUUGUUGACCCAGUAAGCUCAGCCAAAAUCAUUCAUUGGAGAGUGCUGGAACAAGCCAAAUUAAUCGAAAGUAUCAUUCCGACAAUAAAACUCCUCACAGGGUUUAACCUGGUAAGUGUAACAACCCGAGGAGAGAUCCUGUUGCCUACGAAUACUGAAGGGGUCACGAAGACCACCCUAUUUGAAGUAGUAGACGGCGACAUAGGCUACAACAUAAUUCUCAGUAGACCAUGGUUACAUAAGAUGAAGGCCAUACCAUCAACAUAUCAUCAACUGCUAAAAUUCCCGACCCCAGAGGGAAUCAAGCAAAUAAGGGGAGAUCAACUGGCAGUGAGAGAAAUGAAUGCAGUGUCAAUUUCCAACAGUAAAGGGAAGGAUCCCAACAAAUAG